Messenger RNA from Aquila chrysaetos chrysaetos, 1845 nucleotides. Its product is annotated as killer cell lectin-like receptor subfamily G member 1. Bases 684 to 1262 code for a protein of 192 amino acids. The transcript is spliced from 7 exons. Lineage: Eukaryota; Metazoa; Chordata; Aves; Accipitriformes; Accipitridae. The record is from RefSeq and is a predicted model, not a curated record.
GACGUCCUAUGUAAGAUCCAACCGAAGAGGUGGUAAUGAAGAUAAUAAUGAAAUCCAGAAGAUGUGGCUUUCCGGGUCACCCUAAAAUCACGUAUGAAACAUUCAAUGAUUGCACCAGCCAACCACAGUGGCGCAAUGGAAAUCUGCUUCUCCCGCCGCAGAUUUCAGUAAAGCUCCAGAUGCUGGUGGAAGGCAAUCCGCAGACCCGCAAUUAAAUAAGCACCUGGCUGCAGCUAGACAGACUGCCUGCUAGAGGGACUGCGUGUUUUGCUGAACCUAACGAUUACCCCCAACCCCUGCGGAGCCCAUCGCCACAGCUUACGCCUGCCAAGCCAGCUCUCUGAUCGCCGCGGCGCUCGGAUGCGAGUAUGACGAGGUCAGAUAUGCUGAAAUGAGGAAGCCUGUGACACAAGAACUCGUGAUUCGUCUCUCACAAGACCAAAAGCAGAACCCUGCCUGCCCUUCGCACUAACCACGGCUUCUCAGGGCAGCUUACCGGCAAACGCUUCACUCGCACACAGCCUGAGGUGUCUCCUCUGGCUUCUGCAAGUUUCGCCACUGCAGAGGAAUUCCAGGUCCAGCUGGUCAUGCGCAAGCCUCAGGUUUCCUGUUUCACAGGCGUUGAGCCUUGUCGCUCAACAGCUUGAUCGAAACAUCUUGUCAUACGCACUCUUUGCUUUGGCAUGGAGGGAAGCAGAUCAGAAACUUCUGCAGCCGAAGCGAGUGAGGAAAUAAUUUAUACUUCUGUCAAAUUCUCUCAGACUCCUCCGCCGAGGGCCAAAGCUGCACAGGAAAAAAGAGCUCCCUGUCUGUGGCCAGCAGUUGUGCCGGGCUUGGCUAUAGGCUUUGGGAUACUGAGCAUCUCCCUAGCAAGUGCUUUGAUUUGGAAGAUGAGUGACUGCCACCCACACUGCCCUGAACAGUGGGUGGCCUACAGAGGGAGCUGCUACUUCUUCUCCAAGGAGAAGAAAGACUGGUUUUCCAGCCAGAAAUUCUGCCGGGCACAGGGAGCUCAUCUCCUGGUGAUCAGCGAUACCAGCGAAAUGAACCUGUUCAACAAUAUUCAAACAGGGUGUUUCUGGAUUGGACUGAGGAACAGAACAGGCUCUGGAUGGAUUUGGGAAGACGACUCCAUGUUCAGUGUCACCAAGGUCCUCUCUAACAGCGCUGUGCAACACUGUGUUGUCCUGAUGAAAGAUCACCUUCAGGCCUCCAGCUGUGAAUUUUCUGCUCCAUGGAUCUGUGAGAAAUCUCUUAGAUAAAUCCCAUGUACAUUUGCAUCUCAUAACCAUCUCAUCAGUGGUACAAGUGGAUCAUUGUCUUGCUAACCAAAGCUCUACACAAGACCAAGGACUUGCCCUUUCCACACCCUCACAAAGGUGUUUUGCAGCAACAGGUUUGUUGCCCAUAAGGGUGAGUUAUCCUCAGUAGUAGAUGCAUUCUCAGUCCACACAUCUUGGAUUACUGCUGUUUGUGACCAGAUGAGACCUGGGACAUAUUCCCUGGCCUAGUUUGCCUUAUUUGUCCUGUAAGGGCAAACAAAAGUUUUGUUACAACAGGUGCUGGGUCUUCAGAUCUCUGAGGGUGAGCUGGCCAUUUUCCUCUGGUCCUGAACAUCAGAUUUCAUUUCCAUUCCCUGCAUCUCCAUUGUCUGGUGCCAGCAGGACCAGGAAAAUGAAGCCUGCUGUUCACUGCCAGAAACAUCUAAACAGACUUCUCCCAGUGGCAGCUUCUCCUUUUGCAUCCCAGUGCUAUGAGUGGGAGAGAAGGUGGUGAAAUGAGACUAGAACUUCUGUAAAUCCAGCAGUGAAAAUAAACCUCCAGUACUGCACUGGACCAAAAGUG